This is a messenger RNA of Ananas comosus (pineapple), 1619 nucleotides long. RefSeq names its product transcription initiation factor TFIID subunit 15-like. The transcript has 8 exons. The record is from RefSeq and is a predicted model, not a curated record. NCBI's taxonomy places the organism in Eukaryota, Viridiplantae, Streptophyta, Magnoliopsida, Poales, Bromeliaceae. Gene Ontology annotation, molecular function: RNA binding. Bases 117 to 1313 code for a protein of 398 amino acids.
CUGGGCCCAUUCUCAACCCCACUGUAAACAGCUUCUUCAAUCGUCUCCUUUUCGUUCUUUUAUUUCUAGGUUUCGUUCGAGAGAAGGUUUUCGCGACGCAAAAUUGGCUACUCGAGAUGGCAAGUUACGCUUCAAGAGGUGGACCUUCUAAUGGCUCUGUCUACGUAUGUAAACUACCUGCUGGAACUGAUGAGAAUAUGCUUGCCGAGUAUUUUGGCACUAUAGGGUUGCUAAAGAAGGAUAAAAAGACUGGCAGGCCAAAAAUUUGGUUGUACAGGGAUAAAGUGACCGACGAACCAAAGGGUGAUGCAACGGUUACAUAUGAGGAUCCGCAUGCUGCUUUGGCUGCAGUAGAAUGGUUUCACAACAAGGAUUUUCACGGGAGCACCAUUGAAGUAUACAUAGCUGAGUCAAAGACCAAAGAUUCAGUUAGUGACUCAGUUAGUGCUGCAAAUCCAAGUAUGGCAGAUGAUUUUGGCGGAUAUGAUGAAAUGGACAACGGCACAGGCCGAGGUAGAGGACGAGGUGACCCCUCCGGGAAAGCAUGGCAGCAAGAUGGUGAUUGGUUAUGCCCAAAUACAAGCUGCUCCAAUGUGAAUUUUGCAUUCCGUGGUGUGUGCAACCGUUGUGGAACAGCUCGCCCUGCGGGUGCUGGUGGCAUGGGUGGUGGCGGUGGUGGUGCUGGUCGAGGAAGGGGCCGCGGCGGUAGUGAUGCAGGUGGAAGGAGCCGCCCUGUUGGUGGUCCUACAGGUCUUUUCGGUCCAAAUGAUUGGUCCUGCCCAAUGUGUGGCAAUAUUAAUUGGGCCAAGCGGACUAAGUGCAACAUCUGUAACACCAAUAAGCCAGGUCACAAUGAGGGUGGUGUGAGAGGAGGCCGUGCUGGUGGUUACAAAGAACUCGAUGAAGAAGAAAUAGAAGAAACAAGAAGGCGCCGAAAAGAAGCUGAAGAGGACGAUGGAGAGAUAUAUGAUGAGUUUGGUAACCUCAAAAAGAAAUUCCGUGCCAAAGCACAGCAAUCUGAAGCUGGACAGGCGGUCCCAGGUUCAGGUCGUGCUGGAUGGGAGGUUGAAGAAUUAGAUGUGACUGGAAGAGAUGGCAGAGAGAGAAGCAGAGACCGGGGAAGAGAUUAUGAAGACAGGGAGAGCAGCAGGAACAGGGAAAGGGAUGGUCAUGAGAGGGAGAGGCGAAGGAGCCGUAGCAGAGACAGGGAGAGGGAUCGCGAUAGGGAAAGGGGGAGAGACAGAGAAAGAGACCGUGAUUAUGACAGAGGCCGCGAGUAUGGAAGAGAGCGUGACUACUACAGAGCUCGGUAGUAGCAGCCAAUUCUCGGCUUUUGUUUCUGGUAAAUUUUGGAUGUGAAGUAGAGUUGGAAAGUACUUGCCUUCUUUCUCUGCAUCCUUUCCCCUUGCUAUGGUCGAUGUGCUUGUAACUUCUUUUCUUCUUUGAUCAUCCUUGUUGCCAAGUUGCUCGACUUUAUCUUCUAAUGCUGGUUGACUUCUAUUGUUCGCUCUUCGUGUUCUGGACAAUUCUAUGUUACAAAUUAAGUUACUUAUAUUAGAAGACUUGAAUGAUGAAAUCUGGUGGAGAGUGGUUUGUUCCGCCCGAAUAGUCGUGGUAUC